Phaedon cochleariae (mustard beetle) is the source of this 1208-nucleotide messenger RNA. NCBI's taxonomy places the organism in Eukaryota, Metazoa, Arthropoda, Insecta, Coleoptera, Chrysomelidae. The record is from the annotation of a GenBank genome assembly.
CUAGUGAAAUAUAAUGAUUUUGUAAAAAUCACAGUAUGGACACAUCAAAUUCAACAGGAAUGAAUGGUAUUUCUUACAGAAAUUCAGAUGAUUCUACAGGAAUAGAUAUUGUUAGGCUAAUAAUAUUUCAAUCCAUAUAAUAUAUGCCUGCCAUCUCUACGAUCCACGCCACCGUUCUAACUGCUCAAAACGUUGAUUCCAACAGAAUUCCUGUGUAUCCCACAAUUUAAUCCGUUACUCUGGGAAGUACGCGCCAACUCGGUCAUUCGCGUUGGUUCUUGGAUACGGAUAUGUGGAAUACGCCAUUUUUCUGUGCGAGUGCUGUGGUUGUGAUUGUGAGUUACUGCGUUCCUUAAAAAAAUAAUUAUGUCGACCUCAAGUGCCGCUAAUUCUGACUAUAUAUAUAUGAUCCAGCCGCCAUUGUCUUGAACUUAGAUCAAAGCCAAGAUGGGGAAGAUAGAAUAUAUACAUUGAUUGGUGAACCGACUGAUUCGAUGGCAGUAGCCGCCAGUGACGAUGAUGUCGCCGGCUAUUUGAGAGGAUGGGGUUUGGCCAAUUAUAUCGAAACACUCAGAACAAACGAUGUUACCCUGCACAGCCUUCCAUUUCUCAAAGAUGAUAUGGUGAAAGAGCUUAUUCCCUCUAUAGGGCACAGAGCUCAGUUUCUGUCCCACUGGGUGAAAUGGAAGGCGUCAAUGCAUAGUGCUCCUACAUAUUUACCAUCACCGAACAUGGAACCAUCCAAAAGUAUGGAAAACACUGAUGCAACUGAAAACCAUGUAACGUCUGAACGCACCUCGGAACUCAUGCACCACGACUCUUCUCAUCAAGAUACGAGAAAUGUAGGGAUUGCAGUCAUUAGUUAUAAUAAUAAUAAUGAUAUCAAUAAUACUAAUAAUAAUUAUAAUAAUGAUAAUAAUAAUAAUAAUAAUAAUAAUGAUAAUGAUAAUAAUGACACACGCUGCUCUCGGAGAUCCAGAAAAUCCCAGCGUGCCAUGAUAAGGCCGCAGGGUCGUGACUGGAAUUAUCUGAACUCAAAUAAUAAUGAUAACAUGGAUAAGCCCAUGCAUUCGGUCUACUUCAAGACCAUCGAAGACCGGGGCUUAUCCAAAGAACUGACUUUCGUUCAAAUGGGGAACAGAGGGGUUCAUCAUGGCAUGCCAGGAUGGGGUUGUUUACACUCAAGUUUACACUCGCAUCUACCGUAG